AUGGGAGAAGUGUGUUCGAAGCAAGGGGGAGAAUUUUGAGGGGAAUUAAUGGCAAUGUGUCUUUAAUAAGUAUUUUUUAAUUUAAACAUUUACCGUAUGUUUGUAUCACACCUUGUAACUUGUUCCCUAAUAAACUGCUUGCCAGUGACUAUGGACAUGGAAAUUGGUUCACAUCCAGCCCUGAUACUCAAUGAGUGGCCAGUUCAAUUCAUUUCUUUUAACUUCGGCUUCAUUGUUCAAGUGGAGGAAUUAAUGAUAAUCAGUACUGUGCUUUGAGACUAUGAUGCUAUCUUCAGAGAUUGAUGUUAUGAAAAUUCAAAAAUAGUAGAUGAAAUCAAAAGUCCUAAGGAAGAAUAAAUGUCCCUCUAUAGCUGGCAGUGUGGCUUUACUGGGCUUCACUUUCCAUGUUUUUACAAUAGCAUUUACUUGAAAGGUUUGUUGCAAAAUAAAAUGAAAUAAUCCACAAAAACCCAUCCUAUUAACCUAUGUUAACUAUUAUCACCAUUACUGAAAGUAUUAUUUGCCACACAGAUGAUUGUAUUGGCCUUAAGAUUAGUCUCCCAGCUGGUUUUGCUGUCUUCUAUACUCUUCAGAUUGCUCUUUCUAAAAUACAAAUUUCAUGGCACUGUCCUGCUGAAACUCCUUAGUGGUUCCCUAUUUUGAUAAAAUCAAAACAAUUGCAAAUAGUAUAUUUGGUCUUUGAUUAUCUGACUCCUUUCUUACCUCUGUCACCACUUCAACCGACUCUCAAUCUUUUGGUUCUAAGGAGAUGUUUGCAGCUCCUUAAGCAGGUAACAGACAUUUUUUUCUUUUUUGCCUGUGCCUUUUCCCAUGGCUGGCUGUCUCUCUGCAUGAUAUGACCUUUUCUGGUGUUCUUCACCAGCUUCAGGAUUUUGAAAGGUUGAUUUAUUGUCAUCUAGCUUCUAGUAUUGUUGAGAAGUCCAAAACCAUUCUUAAUCCUUUGUAUGUGACCCAUUUUCUCUCUGGAAACUUAAUUUUCUUUGCCAGUGCACUGAAAUUUUACAGUAUGUGCCUUGGUAUGGGUCUGUUUUAUUCCACUGUUUUGGUCACUUGGGGGGUACUUUCAAUGUGGAAACUUAGGCUCUUCAAUUCUGGGAAAUUUUCUUGAAUUAUUUAAUAACUUAUAACUGAAUUUUCUCUAGAUCUUUUUUCCAGUCUAAUAUUAGACUUCAUUGACCUAACUUUCUCAUCUUUCAUUUUUUUUUUGCUCUGUAAAGAUUCCUUCAGUACAGUGUCUGACUGACUCAUAACCAGCACUCAGUAAACGUUGAAUGCAUGAAGAGAGAAUCUUGUCUUUCAUUUACUCUUGUAUUUACUCUUUUGUAUAAAGGGGAGGAAAUAAGUAAAUACAAGUUGCAAUGUAGAUAUCCUGAACGUUUAAUUAUGUUUCUGCAUUCAAGUAGGAAUAGAUACCAAUUUACCUUGCAGACAGCAAAACAAUCCAGAACAGUAACAGCGUUUUAACUCCCGUCUAAAACAAAUUGAAAGGCAAAAGAGGAAAGAACUCAUAUGUUCACUCUCUUUAUUUCUCCCCUAAUGCUCCUCCUCCCUGGUGGAGCUGGGGCCGUAAGGCCAAUCAGCGGAUGUUGGAUUGGGGGCUAGCCAAUCAUCCCGCGGAGGACUUAUUUCCCACCCCCUCCAGUCAGCUGCUCGCGCAAGGGCGCCGAGGCGGGGAGACACGCCCCUCCCUCCGCACCUGCGGCGCACUGGUUAGUUGUGUGGCGUCCGCGUCCUCCGUAGGGUGCGGGGUGUGGGAACUCGCCAUGACUGCCAAAGAUAAUUCAUCAUUGUGGGGCUUUGGAACAACAAAAACAUUCAAAAUUCCCAUUGAACACUUGGAUUUCAAGUAUAUUGAAAAAUGUUCAGACGUUAAACACUUGGAAAAAAUUCUUUGUGUGCUCAGGUCUGGUGAGGAAGGAUAUUAUCCAGAACUUACAGAAUUUUGUGAAAAGCACCUUAAAGGAUUGGCUCCAGGAAGUAGAGCUUUGAGGAAAGACAAACCUGCAGCGACAGCAUCCAGUUUUACAGCAGAAGAAUGGGAAAAAAUUGAUGGUGAUAUAAAGAGUUGGGUAUCAGAAAUUAAAAAAGAAGAAAAUAAAAUACACUUCCAUGAAACUGAAACAUUUCCAGCAAUGGAAGAAAAUAUGCCUCCAGUUCGUGGUUCAAACAGCUGUCUUCAUGUUGCCACAGAAAAAUGUUCUAAAAUUAGAUCAGCUAAAAAGAAAAUUCCGAGGGAUUAUGCAGAGUGGGAUAAAUUUGAUGCGGAAAAGGAAUGUUCAAAAAUUGAUGAAGAUUACAAAGAAAAAACAGUAGUAAACAACAAGUCACAUUUGUCUAAAAUUCAGACAAGAGUAGACACAGCAGGUCUAACUGAGAAGGAAAAGGAUUUUCUUGCUACUCGUGAAAAGGAAAAAGGAAAUGAAGCUUUCAACUCAGGAGAUUAUGAAGAGGCUGUGAAAUAUUAUACAAGGAGCCUAUCAGUGCUUCCUACUGUAGUGGCCUAUAAUAAUCGAGCUCAAGCAGAAAUCAAACUACAGAACUGGGACAGUGCUUUUCAGGAUUGUGAAAAGGUCUUGGAGUUAGAACCUGGAAACUUAAAGGCCCUUCUACGCCGUGCCACUACAUAUAAACAUCAAAACAAGCUCCAGGAAGCUAUAGAAGAUUUGAGUAAAGUACUGGAUGUUGAACCUGAUAAUGAGUUGGCCAAAAAAACAUUGUCAGCGGUUGAAAGAGAUCUGAAAAAUUCUGAACCUGUAUCUAAGACUCAGACCAAGGGGAAAAGGAUGGUUAUUGAGGAAGUAGAAAACUCGGAAGAUGAAGACAGAAAGGACAAUGGGAAAAAACAUGAAGAUGGCAGUGGAGAUAAAAAGACCGCGGAGCCGGCGGGAGCCGCGCGCAUCUCCGAGCCGCGCGCCAUGGGCAACAUCCAGAAGAAGCUGACGGGCAAAAGCGAGGGUGGCAAGAGGCCGGAGAGGGGCGCGCAGCGGCGCAGCCGGGCGCCGGGGGUCGGUGCGGACAAGCGGGGCCGCCCACGGGCCCUGGCGACGACGGGCGGUGCCAACGGGCACCCAGGGGGCGGGCGGGGCGCUGGGGACCCCGUCGCGGCCAACGCGUCCCCCGGUCCUGGCGCGCCGUCACCUGCCCCCCGCGUCCCGGUCAGCCCCGCGGGCCUGAAGAGCCAAGGCAACGAGCUGUUCAAAAACGGGCAGUUCGCCGAGGCGGCGCUCAAGUACUCGGCUGCGAUAGCGCAGCUGGAGCCAGCAGGAAGUGGAAGUGCAGAUGAUCUAAGUAUCUUAUAUUCAAAUAGAGCAGCGUGUUACCUAAAGGAAGGAAACUGCAGUGGCUGCAUUCAAGAUUGUAACAGGGCUCUGGAACUUCAUCCAUUCUCAGUCAAACCUCUUCUUCGACGAGCAAUGGCCUAUGAAACUUUGGAGCAGUAUCAGAAAGCUUAUGUGGAUUAUAAAACAGUGUUGCAAAUAGACUGCGGAAUCCAGAUAGCAAAGGACAGUAUUAAUAGAAUAACAAGAAUUUUAAUGGAUCUCGAUGGACCAAGCUGGCGGGAGAAGCUGUCACCCAUUCCUUCUGUGCCCACUUCUGCACAAUUGCACCCUUGGCGACCUGCAGCAGAAAUGCUCCAGCAGCAAGUGGGAGAUUCCUGCAGCCAGCACCAACCAGGCAUCAGAGGUGGAGAUGAAAAAAUGUUUAAAACCCUUAAAGAAGAAGGAAAUCAAUGUGUAAAGGACAGAAACUAUAAAGAUGCCCUUAGUAAAUACAGUGAAUGCUUAAAGAUUAACAAUAAGGAAUGUGCCAUUUAUACAAACAGAGCGCUCUGUUACUUGAAGCUGUGCCAGUUUGAAGAGGCAAAGCAGGACUGUGACCUGGCGCUUCAAAUAGAUAACAGGAAUGUGAAAGCGUGCUAUCGACGAGCUCUUGCUCAUAAAGGACUCAAGAAUUAUGAGAAAAGUUUAAACGAUCUUAAUAAAGUUCUCCUAUUAGACUCCAGUAUUGUUGAGGCACAGAUGGAACUGGAAGAGGUAACCAGAUUCCUUAAUAUUAAGGAUAAUGCAGCAUCAUUCAACAAAGAAAAGGAGAGGAGGAAAAUUGAGAUUCAAGAGGUGAAUGAAGGCCAUGAAGAGCCUGAAAAGACGUCAGAGGAGGUCUCCACUGACUGCCAUCCAUCUGUGAAGGGACACACAAGCAAUGGGCCACCAGACUGCUCUGAAAAACUAGCGAUCGCCAAGCCUAACAAUGCCUAUGAAUUUGGUCAGGUUAUAAAUGCUGUCAGUACUAGGAAAGAUAAAGAAGCCUGUGCACACCUCUUAGCCAUCACUGAACCGAAAGAUUUGCCAGUGUUGUUGAGUAACAAACUUGAAGGGGAUAUAUUCCUCCUCCUCAUUCAGUCCCUGAAAAAUAACCUUAUUGAUAAAGAUCCCUCAUUGGUAUAUCAGCAUCUUUUAUAUCUGAGUAAAGCAGAAAGGUUUAAGAUGAUGUUGACACUAAUUAGCAAGAGCCAAAAGGAGCAAAUUGAACAGCUCUUUGAUGACCUCUCAGACAAACCAAACAAACAUUUUACUUCAGAAGAUAUUCAGGCCCUAAAAAGGCAGUAUGAGCUUUAAAUCAAGAUUAUUGUUAGAUUUCUUCCAUGCAUGUAUGUGUCCCAGUAAUGCUAAUGAGAUGGUAUUGUAAAACAGCUGCAUGGAUAAAACCUGGCUUAGAAAAGAUCCCUUGGUCUGGACUAGAAAAUAUUUUACUUAUUUUUAUACAUAGAACAUGUAUAUUCUAUAGUCUGCUUUUUAUUAGUUGUAAAUAUUUUCUUAUGUACCAGAGCUAACAUCUUUAUAUUUAACAAUAAGUGUAUUUGGAACUGGUUAAAAUGUAUUUUAAUUUAUAGCAUACAUUUUCUUUUAAUAACUUGUUAAAAAUUUGAGUUAAAUUAUAUUUUUGGGCUAUGAAAAAGUCCACUUAUGUUUGACAGAAAUGUAUUUCUUUAAAAUUCAUUUUUAACAGUGAAAAUCAUUAAUAAUGAUUAUUACAUCACCUUUAUUUCCUGCUAAGAUAUAUACACGUCCCAUUUUAUACUACUUGUAUAUUAUACAGUCUGCUAAGAUGAAAUGCAUUAUAUGUCUAGAAUAUGAAAUGAUUAUUAAAUAAACUGUGAUUAUUAAUUUAGAACUAUAAGAGGAACUUAUUUUUUUCUAAAUCAAGAACAAAAAUUGCCAAGAAUUUCUACAACUUUUUACUAGAGUUUAAAAAGCUACUUUCCCUUAUAAAUUGUUACGUAAGCAGUAACAAAACAACCAAUAUAGAAAAGUAAACUAAGCCUGCUUUUCUAUUUGAAUUAUCACCCCCAAAUAUUUAAAGGCUUUCUCCCCCAUCUUUUAACCAUGACCAUAUUUAUUCCCUUAAUAUAAAAGGGAAGGUGAAGAACUCAUCAUAUUGAAAGCUCCUUUGUUAACUGAAUCAAAAUAAAGGUAUUUCUUAAAAUACUCAGGUCUUGCACCAUAGUCUUUAGUCAGUUCUUUUUCUCUGGAGGAUUUUCCUGUUCUUUAGAAGUGAACACAAGUGAUGAAUAUCAUUUGUAGUAUUUCCAUAUUCUUUAUUAUUUUAUUUAAUUUUAUAUAAUUAUAUUUUUAAAAAUCAUUGCGGGUAAAUAGUACCUUUCAAACUACGCCAUUUUUCUUUAAAACUGUUCUUUGUUCAUAAGUGAAAAUCUACUGUAAUGGGUAUUUAAUUCUAAUCGUCAAGCAAACAAAUUGAAACAAAGUUUUCUUCAGUGCUAUUAAAUUUUUGUAAAAGUAUAUGAUGGAGUGUUAGUAACUUUAUAGUAGAGACAUAAGG
Rhinolophus ferrumequinum (greater horseshoe bat) is the source of this 5859-nucleotide messenger RNA. It is a transcript of the gene SPAG1, whose product is annotated as sperm associated antigen 1. Gene Ontology annotation, molecular function: heat shock protein binding. The record is from RefSeq and is a predicted model, not a curated record. Lineage: Eukaryota; Metazoa; Chordata; Mammalia; Chiroptera; Rhinolophidae. Gene Ontology annotation, cellular component: cytosol; mitochondrion. The transcript has 19 exons. The coding region runs from base 1605 to 4637 and encodes 1010 amino acids.